Molecule: messenger RNA, 1334 nt
Organism: Molossus molossus (Pallas's mastiff bat)
Lineage: Eukaryota; Metazoa; Chordata; Mammalia; Chiroptera; Molossidae
Gene: ACTL7A
Product: actin like 7A
Exons: 1
Coding region: 27-1334 (435 amino acids)
Cellular component (GO): cytoplasm; nucleus
Source: RefSeq, a predicted model, not a curated record
CCUGAGAGCAGGCGGCUCUUAGUGGCAUGUGGGCUCCACAGGCAGGAGUCUUCGGGGAUGGGCCCGACAAGGGAAGGUGUGCACAGGCCUCCCUGAACACCCAGGCCCUCCAGACGGCCUCCUUGAAGGAUGGCCCAGCGAAGCGCGCAGUGUGGGUCCACCGCAACUGUUCGGUGCCAGAAGAACCUACCAAGUCAGCAGAGGUCAAGGAGAAGCCCAAGGUCAAGUUGAUCAAAGCGGUGGUCGUGGACCUUGGCACUGGCUACUGUAAAUGUGGCUUUGCUGGGCAGCCAAAGCCCACCCACAAGAUCUCAUCGACAGUGGGCAAGCCCUACGCAGAGACCGCCCAAACUGGGGCCAAUCGCAAAGAGACAUUCGUGGGGCAGGAGCUCGUCAAUCCGAAGGUUUGUCUCAAGCUAAUUAAUCCUCUGCGGCAUGGCAUCAUCGUGGACUGGGACUCAGUGCAGGAUAUCUGGGAAUAUCUCUUCCAUCAGGAGAUGAAGAUCGCCCCAGAGGACCACGCGGUCUUGGUUUCAGACCCACCCCUGAGCCCACACACCAACAGAGAGAAGUACGCGGAAAUGCUGUUUGAGACCUUCAACACCCCCGCAAUGCACAUCGCCUACCAGUCCCGCCUGUCCAUGUACUCCUACGGGAGGACCUCCGGCCUGGUGGUGGAGGUCGGCCACGGCGUGUCCUACGUCGUCCCCAUCUAUGAAGGUUAUCCUCUGCCCAGCAUCACGGGACGGCUGGACUACGCAGGCUCGGAUCUGACGGACUACUUGAUGUGCCUGCUGAACAAUUCGGGAACACACUUCACCGAGGACCAGAUAGGCAUUGUGGAGGACAUCAAGAAGAAAUGCUGUUUUGUGGCCCUGGACCCCACUGAAGAGAAGAAAGUCCCAGAUAUUGAGCAUAUGAUCCAGUAUAUGCUGCCAGAUGGGCAAGUGAUACACGUGGGCCAGGAAAGGUUCCUCUGCUCAGAGAUGUUCUUCAAACCUUCUCUGAUCAAGUCCAUGCAGCUGGGCCUCCACACCCAGACGGUGUCUUGCCUCAACAAGUGUGACAUCGCCCUCAAACGAGACCUCAUGAGGAACAUCCUGCUCUGCGGGGGGACCACUAUGCUCAGCGGUUUCCCUAACCGUCUGCAGAAGGAGCUGAGCAGCCUGUGUCCCAAUGACACCCCCCAGGUAAACGUGUUGCCCGAAAGAGAAACUGCAGUGUGGACGGGCGGCUCCAUCCUGGCAUCGCUUCAGGGCUUCCAAUCACUGUGGGUCCACCGCUUUGAGUACCAGGAACAUGGGCCGUUCUUCCUCUACAGAAGGUGCUUCUGA